CCAUAUCGAUGCUAACAGUGAACUAACUUGCAUUUAACCGAAACCAGUAAACUUGGUGGAAGUAUUUUCCAGUUGUUGGAACAACCGGUUCAAACUAUGUUAGUGUGUUGCACCCACAACAGCUGCUGUGGACUUGGGAUGUGCACUUUUCACACCGGCUUGGGCUCCAGAAUCAACUACAGCAUGUUUUCUUACGACUACUUGGGCUAUGGAGUCAGCACUGGCAAGCCUUCUGAGAAGAAUAUGUAUGCAGAUAUUGAGGCAGCCUGGGAGGUACUGAGGAACAAGUGAGUUGGAACCAUCCAAGAUAACAUUGAAGACGGGCAACUUUGUGCUUGCUUUGCUAAAAAUCUAAGCACAAAUCUUUAUCUCUUUGCUCUGCAUAAUAUCAAGAAAGUGCCCAAGGAGGUAUCCCCAGUGUUGGUGAUACAUGGUACAGAGGAUGAAGUGAUAGACGUCUCCCAUGGUUUAGCCAUGUACAAGCGCUGCCCACGUACCAUCGAGCCCCUCUGGCUUCAUAAUGACAUUGAACUCAAUGUGCAACACCUGGAGAGACUCAACCAGUUCAUUUCCUUUGAGCUUUCCACAUCCUGA
This is a messenger RNA of Syngnathus acus (greater pipefish), 594 nucleotides long. It is a transcript of the gene abhd17c, whose product is annotated as abhydrolase domain containing 17C, depalmitoylase. Gene Ontology annotation, molecular function: palmitoyl-(protein) hydrolase activity. The record is from RefSeq and is a predicted model, not a curated record. NCBI's taxonomy places the organism in Eukaryota, Metazoa, Chordata, Actinopteri, Syngnathiformes, Syngnathidae. Gene Ontology annotation, biological process: protein depalmitoylation. Gene Ontology annotation, cellular component: plasma membrane; endosome membrane.